Cryptomeria japonica (Japanese cedar) is the source of this 1120-nucleotide messenger RNA. RefSeq names its product TMV resistance protein N. The coding region runs from base 64 to 1044 and encodes 326 amino acids. The record is from RefSeq and is a predicted model, not a curated record. The transcript has 2 exons. Gene Ontology annotation, biological process: signal transduction. NCBI's taxonomy places the organism in Eukaryota, Viridiplantae, Streptophyta, Pinopsida, Cupressales, Cupressaceae.
GCCUUAACAUGUUAUCUGCUCUGAAACGAAUUCCCCUGCUUUUUCUCUGUCCCAUUCAUUUCAAUGGCGUUCUCUUCGAGUGUUAAGGACAAUCAAAGUGCGUCUCAAAAUGCUUUUCAGGAAAUCGGAUUUACGUCUGGAUCUUACAAAGCAAUGACAAAUAAGGUUCCCUGUGACGUAUUUAUUAAUCACCGUGGACCUGACGUUAAACACAAACUUGCCAGCAAUAUCUACCAUGCUCUUGAUGCCAUUGGAUUACGUCCUUUUCUUGAUGAAGAAGUCCUUGAACCAGGCGUGAUUAUACCAUCAGCGAUACAAAAUGCUAUGAGUAGUGCUUCUCUUCAUAUUGCUAUUUUGUCCCACAACUAUGCCCAAUCAUCCUGGUGUUUGGACGAGCUGUCGUUUAUGCUGAGAACUGGCACCAAAAUCAUUCCUAUAUUCUACCAUGUGGAGCCUUCUGACGCCCGAUGGGUUAUUCAAGGCAAAGGAAUCUAUGCCGAUGCAUUUUCCCAGCAUGAAAAGAAGGGAAGAUUUAGUUCUGAGAAGAUUGAGGAGUGGAAAAGGGCGCUUCAUGAUGUUUCGUUUCUCUCCGGCCAUAUAGUUAAUGAGGACAGGGAUGAAGGGAGGCUGCUGAAGAGUAUUUUUAACGAGGCACUUCAAACCAGGGAUGGAUUUCGAAUGAAGGUAGCCAAAUUUCUAAUUAGAAGUAAUGAACACAUGUCUCGUCUGAUGCCUGAUACGGAUGAAGAAUCUGAAGAUUCGGAGGAGGACGUCGAAGAGUCUGCGAGUGAAUGCUCGGAUGAAAUUAUUUCAUUAAUUGUUGAUAGAGUUGAAGAUUCUGUAAGUGAGUGCUUAAACAGGAUUGAAGUGUCUGUGGAUGGGUGCUUAGAUAGAGUUGAAAGUUCUGUAACUAAAUGCGUAGAUAGGGUUGAAGGAUCUGUGAAUGUGUACUUCGAUAAGGUUGAACAAUCUGGAGAUGAGCCUAUCGAUGAACUUAUCGAAAGGGGUUUUAAGAAGGCAUUCAGCUUGCUCACCGAAGAUUAGUCUCCACCACUUACCAUUAAUCUUUUAAUGUACUCUAGGAAUUCUUAGCUUUCACUCGGUCCAGUUUUAAACUACA